GCUCUGUUCAAGGUGCUUCCCAUUGUGAAAGUAGAUAAGGAUGCGCUGCUGCAUUUUUUAUUAUGCUGGUGGAAUUAUCAUGUGCUUUUGGACUUCUUUUUCUACACAAGAAUCCAGCCACUGGUGUGCUGGAUUUUUAAUUGAUCUAACCAAAUACACAUGCUGCAGUGGAACUAUACAUAAGACCCCUCAUCUGAGCUGCUGUGGAAAAUCUGCCUACAAUAUCUUGGAGAGUUCUUGCUGCAUGAAUGUGUUAACACUGGGAUUGAGUCAGACUGUCUCAAAUUGUUGUGGAUCAAAGGCCUACAACCCGCUCAAUCAGAUUUGCUGUGGAGGAACCGUCCUACUCAGAAAGAGCACCCAAACCAAAUGCUGUGGAUCAGAGUUGUACGAGGAGAGGUCUCAUCUGUGUUGCGGUCCUCAUGCCAAGAAGGCCCUUCUGCCUAAGAAAACCAGCCAUGACUUGUGCUGCGGCACAGUGUCAUACAACCCAAUCAAGCAAUGCUGCUGUUACAAACCACAUCUCCAAGUGAUCGCAGUGGAUCCCAUUAACAGCAAGUGCUGCUCGAAUCAAGGUCUGCUUACAGCUGUAGGUCCUACAAGCCCUCACCCUGAGAAUCAGGUGGCAUAUCUUCAUGAACGGCUAAUUGGGAAGCGUUCUGCAGACCACAGAGAACAACAGAGGCAGGUCAGAGGAAAGAAAACUCCAGGCUUAGAUCCCUUUAAUGGUCAGUUCUGUGGACAGCAGUUGUACGAUCCUCACAAGUUAACCUGUUGUUCAGGGAAGUUGUUUCCAAACAAUGCAGGCCUAACGCAAUGUUGCGGUGCAAAAUCAUACGAACUGUCAGAAGAGGGCGUGCUGUGCUGUGAUGGACAGCUGUAUCACGACCAGCCGGCAGACUCCACGUGUGCUGGGAACAUAGCGUAUUCUCUGCACAAUUACACCAUCUGCCAGAAAGUAGCACACCUACCCUGCAGGCCAGCAGUGCUGCGGAACAAAGACCUUUGACCCCAACGAGGAGAUCUGCUGCAAUGGGCACAGACAUAAAAGGUCAGCGGCGGACGUGACCUGCUGUGGGAUUUACACGUAUAGUGCUAGCGCUUAUAGACACAAGUGCUGCUCUGGUCAACUCCAUGACGUGUCAUUCCUGAAGAACAAAGAAGAGGCUGGGUGCUGUGGUCCUCUCUUGCUGACAGACAGGAGAAACCAGCAGUGCUGCCACUCAGCACAAAAAACUCUGGCCUAUAUGACUCAGCCUGGCCAUUCGUGCUGCGGGCACUGGUACUACAACACAUCCAUAUGGAGCUGCUGUGCUGGACGACUCGUUCCCACACCAAUAAACAGAACAGGCACACGAGCAGGAGCGGAAGAGUUCACACUUCGACCCUGGAUGGAUUACAACUUAUCUGCCAUCUGCAGCAUGACCGUGAUGUUGGGAACAGUGAAGAGCUCAGCAGUGAAGGGGAAUCAGCGCUUCGUAGUCUUAGCGAAUGCUAUGAAGAUCCAAGGGAAGAGAUGCAUCGUAACAGCUCAGGAAGACUCCUUUCUAGUUGGUCCACUGGAACACUGCAGCACUCCUGACCUGAAGCAAAACAGAACUUAUCUCUGGAGAAAAAUCAGUGGAUGUCACUACAAGCCCCUCUCAGAUGUUCCUGACUUCACAACUGCCCUUCAUGCCAUCAUAACCUUUUGUCAAAGCAUGACCAGAGGUUGACAGAGCAUAGCUACUUCUGCUGAAGCAAAACUAAAUGUACCAUUUUGAAAAAACUACUUCAGUAGAAGUACA
Messenger RNA from Colossoma macropomum (tambaqui), 1787 nucleotides. RefSeq names its product galaxin-like. The record is from RefSeq and is a predicted model, not a curated record. Lineage: Eukaryota; Metazoa; Chordata; Actinopteri; Characiformes; Serrasalmidae. Bases 41 to 1009 code for a protein of 322 amino acids. The transcript has 13 exons.